This is a messenger RNA of Auanema sp. JU1783, 987 nucleotides long. The record is from the annotation of a GenBank genome assembly. NCBI's taxonomy places the organism in Eukaryota, Metazoa, Nematoda, Chromadorea, Rhabditida, Rhabditidae.
AUGAAGUAUCGUAGUAAUAUAGAUCAAGGUGUUUCUGAUAGCAACCAUAACUUUUCGGAAAAACCUCUACUAGUACGGUUAAAAGGAAAAUUGUAUGAUGUGGCCCAAUUUGCUGAUAAACAUCCCGGAGGGAUUAAGGUUUUGCAUAAAGUAGCAGGAGAAGAUAUUGAUGAGUUUAUGUCAGGAAAUGUUCGAAUAUCCGGAGUCAAGCACGAGCAUUCAGAGGCUGCCUACAAAAUGAUCGAAAAGUACGAUGUUGAGAACUUUCAAAAGGGUGAUCCAACAUUAGAUAAUUCAUGUGGAGUAUUGCCUAAAGUUGGUAAAUUGGGAAGUGACUACUGGAUGUGGAUACACCAACCAUAUGAAGGAACCAUCAGAUUGUUUGACUCAGAUUUUAUGGAAUCAUUAACUAGAACCCCAUGGUGGCUAGUUCCUACAGUUUGGGUUCCUCUGGUGGUGUUGUUCAGCUAUUUCUCUUUAUCAGACUUCUAUGCUUCAUAUGGAACUCAAAAAGGAGCUUUAAUGUGGGCCUUUUUAUUCUCAAUCGGAAUUUUGGGGUGGACUUUGUUAGAAUACUCAUUGCACAGAUUUGUGUUCCACUGGAAGCCUAAUCCAGAUUCACCGAACCAAUUAGUAUUCCAUUUUCUCAUGCAUGGUCUUCAUCAUAAAACUCCCAUGGAUGGAGAUCGCUUAGUGUUUCCACCAACCCCCGCUGCCAUAAUCAUUGGAUUCUUUUACCUUAUCUACUCAAGUAUACUGCCAUGGGCGGUUUUCUGUGCUUUUGGUAGUGGAAAGUUAUUUGGUUAUGUCUGCUAUGAUGUAAUUCAUUAUUACUUACAUCAUGGUCGACCACAACCUUUAACUAAUAUGCAUUUUAGAAAAGUUUAUCAUCAUAACCAUCAUUUUAAAGACUUCGAUCUUGGCUUUGGUAUUUCCUCAUCGUUAUGGGAUUACGUGUUUGAUACAGUUGGUUUGGGUCCACUCUAG